Nematocida ausubeli is the source of this 381-nucleotide messenger RNA. RefSeq lists its product as uncharacterized. The transcript has a single exon. NCBI's taxonomy places the organism in Eukaryota, Fungi, Microsporidia. The record is from RefSeq and is a predicted model, not a curated record. Bases 1 to 381 code for a protein of 126 amino acids.
AUGGAAAACUCACCAGAGAAUGCACUCCGGACAGGCUUAGAUGCCUUAGAUGCAGUAACUGAAAGAAUUAGCAUAGUCAAUCAAAUUGUAGACAGUAUGAGAGAACUCCACCAGAUAGACCAACCACAAAAAAACCAAGAAAUCUCAGAAGAAUAUUACUUAUUUGAACUGAAUAAGUGGAUUACAAUUAGUGCACACCAAAGCACAGAGUUAGAAAUGAAAAAUGAACUCCUUCUGGUCACUCAGAAGAAGUAUUUAGAGUCCCUAAAGAAACUCAAAUUCCUUCAGACAGAAGUUGAAGCAGCAAAUGAAAAGUACAAAUACUACAAAGAACAAGCAGAACAAUUAAAAAGAACAAGAAAUAUUUCAGUUGGAAAUUAA